This is a messenger RNA of Rhineura floridana, 3805 nucleotides long. RefSeq names its product vasoactive intestinal polypeptide receptor-like. Gene Ontology annotation, cellular component: plasma membrane. Gene Ontology annotation, biological process: adenylate cyclase-modulating G protein-coupled receptor signaling pathway; cell surface receptor signaling pathway. The record is from RefSeq and is a predicted model, not a curated record. Gene Ontology annotation, molecular function: vasoactive intestinal polypeptide receptor activity; peptide hormone binding; G protein-coupled peptide receptor activity. NCBI's taxonomy places the organism in Eukaryota, Metazoa, Chordata, Lepidosauria, Squamata, Rhineuridae. Bases 390 to 1742 code for a protein of 450 amino acids. The transcript has 13 exons.
CUCAGCGCGGCGUGUGCGAGCUCCACAUUGAUUUACGUGUCGGUGGCGCGUCUGCUCCGCUCGGCGGCUCCUGCAGCAAAAGGCGCUUCGCCGCCCCGCCCCGUCCCCGGGACCGGCGUGCUGCUUUUGCGAGUCCCCAAAGCAAAAGAGAGAUUGGAAGACGCGGGUGGCUUUUAAAAAGAUAUAUCUGAUUUUUCUUGUUUAAGUAACUUCUGUCCCCCGCAGGACAGGAUGCAAAGAUCACUUUCUCCUGCGCGAAGUUAAACUUGGAGGCGCUUUUUUAUUUUAAACGCAGGCGGUGCGAUAAUGUAAUUUGAUGCCCGAGAGAAAACCCCGCAGAAAAGAAGCGAUUUGCCUCGUGCCUCUCCCCUGCCCCGCACCGUCUCGCUAUGGAGUAUAAAGGGGUACCGCAGCUGUGGGUUUGGGCGUCCCUCGUCGGCAACCUCCUCUCUAAGGUGUCCAGCACAUCUCCCGAAUGCUCCAUCAUGCUGGCCAUUGAAUACGAACGGGAGAAAUGCCUGGAGCACAUCGACUUUGAUAACCAAACUUUAGGCUGCAGGAGCAUGUGGGAUAACCUUACUUGCUGGCCUGCGGCGAGUUUGGGUGAAAUCAAAGUGUUGCCCUGUCCGAUCUAUUUCACCUUCUUUUCGGAGGCUUCAGGUAACGUGAGCAGGAACUGUACCAGCGAAGGUUGGUCUGAUAUGUACCCUCCAUAUAUAGCGGCUUGUGGGUAUGAUCCCAACAGCACAAACGCAGUGGAGCAGAGCGCGUUUUAUGGCACUGUGAAGACUGGCUACACCAUCGGACACAGUUUGUCUCUUGUUGCGCUCACGGCGGCCAUGGUUGUUCUGUGUUUUUUCAGGAAACUGCACUGCACCAGGAAUUAUAUCCACAUGCAUCUCUUCAUGUCCUUCAUCAUGAGAGCAAUUGCCGUCUUCGUCAAGGACGUCAUCCUCUUUGAGAAGGGAGAGUCGGACCACUGCUUCGUAAGCUCGGUUGGCUGCAAAGCGGCGAUGGUCUUCUUUCAGUACUGCAUCAUGGCCAACUUCUUUUGGCUCCUAGUCGAAGGCUUGUACCUUCACACACUUCUAGUCAUCUCCUUCUUUUCAGAGAAAAAAUACUUCUGGUGGUACAUCCUGAUUGGCUGGGGUGCACCAACCCUGUUUAUCUCUGCUUGGACCAUCACUAGGAUCCACUUUGAUGAUGUUGGUUGUUGGGACUUAAUCGAAUCUCCCUUUUGGUGGAUCAUCAGGGCUCCCAUUUUGGUUUCUAUAUUGAUAAAUUUUGUUCUCUUCAUUUGCAUUAUCCGGAUCCUGGUUCAGAAACUUCACUCUCCAGAUGUCGGACGAAAUGAUACGAGCCAGUAUUCGAGACUUGCAAAAUCCACCUUGCUGCUGAUCCCGCUCUUUGGGAUCCACUACACCGUGUUUGCCCUCUUCCCCGAUGCAGCAAAGAAGGAGCUGGUGGAAGUGAAGCUCGUCUUUGAACUGGUGCUGGGAUCUUUCCAGGGCUUUGUGGUGGCUGUCUUGUAUUGCUUCCUGAAUGGAGAGGUUCAAGCUGAGCUGAAGCGCAAGUGGCGCAGGUGGCACAUGGAGAGGUUCCUGGGCUCUGACAUGAAGUACCACCAUCCAUCCUUGGGCAGCAACGGAACCAACUUCAGCACCCAGAUCUCCAUGCUGACCAAGUGCAGCCCCAAGACCCGCCGAUGCUCCAGCUUCCAGGCUGACCUGUCUCUGGUCUGAGACCCAGGGGUGAAUGACCAAGGGACAAAUGGGUAGGAUGGAAGGCAAGAGAGAAAAGAUGGGGCCAGCCAGGACUUUGCACUAAGAAUGACAAGUGUGAGGUUGUCUGCUUUUUCAAAGACAAAACGUUCUUGUGUCAGCCAAACCUGGACAAAAUACUGGAAGCCAGAUGUUCUGAAUGAGAAGAGGCACAUCUGGGUGGAUUCUCUAUUUUGCUCUUCCCAGGUCUCCAACUGUGGUUGGAGCACUUGUGGAUGGAAGAGAAUUUCUUGUGCAUGAUGAAUGAGAGAGGCCUUGCUUGGCGAGGUCCAUCAGUAGGCUUCACCAACAGAUACAAAAUGAGCCAGUGAAAAAGGAGGAGGUCUUGUGACCUCAUCAGCCAAGAACCUUCAUGGGAAAGGGCUCAGAAGAGAUCAUUUGAGGGAAGAAGCAUUCCCUAGGCCUGACCCACCCUAAUAAGCUAUUUUUUCUCUCCAGAUAAACUUCAGAACUCAGAAAGUCAUCUCAACUCCAGAGCCAGCGUGGAAUCUUCCUGCAUGCUCUGUUGAUUAUAUCUGAAGCUUAACUUGGUCCCAAAAGGCACAGCCAAAAUACUGUCUUCUAGAUGGUAGAAAAAAGAAAUCAUUGGUCCAGGUAGCCCAGUAUGCUUACUCUGACCAACAGAAACUCUCAGCGAGAGACCUUUAAUAGGAGAUGCCAGGGCUGAUUUUCUGCAUGCAGAGCAUGUGAAGUGCAGUUCCAGCCCUUCCCCAAGUGAAAAGCAGUGCUUUGCAUACUGUUUCUGAACCAGCUACAUUGCACUCUGCCUCCCCAUCUUCAGCCGACAAGCAUCCCUCCCAUGAGAGGUCUUCCAUUUCCUGGUGUGGAGAGCAUCUGCUAGAUGGAGAAGAAGAGAUUCAGCAGGUUGUUCAACCUCGGCAGGGGGUUCGCGGGUGGGUUGGAUGUCCCCAACAAGGCUUGAACUUUCCUUCUCUGGAGGUUGGGGCUGGGUGAUGACAUCCUCAGGAGGUCUUUGAGCAGCUUGGAUGGGGAGACUCCACUCCCACUCCCAGGCUGAAGAAGUUGGCCACCCUUGUUUUAGAUGUAUUAUUGGGGAAUCAAGGGUCCAUUGACGCACACCCAGAUGUUACUAACUGAGUCUGGUGGAAGGAUCACUGUUUUCAUGUAUCUCAAUUGUUGAUAUUGCAAACCCUUUAAGUAUGAAGAUUCUGAAGAGGACAGAAAGUGGGGAGAGGGGGAGGUGAGACUUGUACGCCCUUGAUCACACGUGGACUUUCAUUUCAUGACCCUGUUUUGCACAUGAUUCAAAUGGAAAGAGGAGGAAGCUGGCUUGGUUGCCUUCACUUGCCUUGCCAGCAUCCUUCACACUGCCCUGUUGUAAAUGUUCUGGAACCUUCUGGGCUGCUCUUUGGAAAAGAGCACCUAGUGCAUAUUGACUAACGCCCGCCCCUUUCCACCGACAACCGUUUCUCAAUGUGAAGCUUCUUGCAGUCACCUCGCAACCACAGCAGACAGGGAGCCCAUCUUGUUUCUCAUGGACUUUGAUCUUGUGUCAUUUAUUUACCCAGACUUGGAACUGUAAAUAUUUUUGCUUCCUUACCCUAUUACUGGCUCAUCUCAGAAUGUGUUUCCACCCGCCGCCCCAUCUCAAAAUGGAGGACUAGGAUGGGAGGGAAGGAGGAUUACUUUUGUGGCUACCAUUGCUGAAAGCAAACAAUAAAGUGGUAAGGAAAGGUGCUGUGCUUAAACUCUGCUUUUAGGAAAGUGGUUACCAGACUUUUCUUGGCACUGGACUACUAUGAUUGCAAAGCACGUUUAUAAUACCAGCAGCCUCAUACUCAGAAAAAGAAAUCAAAAGAUUGGUGCUCUUUUUAAACCAGUGAUUAAAAUCAGUGCAGUUUGGAACGUUUCAGUCCACCAUCUUGAUUCAAAAUGGCAUCCAAUUGUAUUUGAACAUAGAUGAAAACCUGCUCCUUGAUCUCAGGGACCAUCACGCAAAAUUUGGUUACAGUUUCUUAAGAGGUGUCCAAAAGCAUAGAAAACAGACCACUGUCCAAAAUACA